AUUGCAGCUAUUGGUGGCAUUACUUAAUCAUGCAUCAGCUAAUAGGCUAGAUAUCUGUAUCAGUCCUUUGGCUUUGGGUAUCUAUACUUAUUUUCCCCUUGGCUCUACUUUGAACUCGAUCCAAUCAAGGUGUCGAGUGAUCAGCCCAAAUCAAAAGUGGGAAAAAAAAAUAAAUCUUUUUCAUUUGUGAAAAAUGAGCGACGCCAGCAGGAAUCGUGAAGCGUUCUCGCAACAGCAUCAGGUGGUGAAAAUAAACAACCAACUCUUUCCUGUCGCUUACUGUCUCUGCUUCUUAUUGGGUUUUGCGUCCAUCUUGAUACAGAUAGCCGUGCUGGUGAUCUCAGGUUCACUGCACUCGUAUGUCCCCCAUGGCCUCCACGACCUCGGCUUCGCAAUCUGGAGUGGCGUCUUCGUCUUGUUAGCUGGCUGUUUCGGAUUAGCUUCGACUUUCACACGAAAUAAUAUGCGUUGGAUCAAGUUUACUCUCCUGAUGUCGACGUUUUCAAUCGAAGCUUCGAUCUUCGCCGCAACUCUGUCCGGAAUGGCGGCUUCCAAUGGCGUUUCCACUGGCUGCUACGAUUCAACACACGGGGAAUUAUGCUCAACGUGGAUAAAUUUGGAAUGGAGCCUGAUGGCAGUAUGCGUAUUGGCUGCGAUCGAUUCAAUAGUUUUGAUCGCUUUGACGUCGGAUGUCUUUUGUUGCAGUAAUGAUAACAACGCAACCGCGACCACUGUCGGUCAUCAGGUAGUCAUUGGGACAGGGGACAUUGAGAAUGGAAACAGCCAACAACCGGUUGAUGUCAAACAACCGCCGACGAUGCAAUUAAAUGCGCAACAGCUGGUGUCAACACUUCAAUUACCCUGAUAUCCGUCUCACAGCUGAUUCAGAGUCGACAGACAACACAACCGGUUUCAGCAACGGGUCCCUCAGCUCUACCGCAAGCGCAACAGCACGUAGGCCUACUAGCGAGCACUAUAUAGUCACUAGUCAUAAUGGUUUUAUAAUUAAAUAAUCUAUAUAAAUAAUAUCCGAAUUUCAUGCUGCUUGAAUAAACGCUAAUUAUACAACGUGACUGCUGUUAUGCAUACGAGUGUAUUUUAUUAUAUAAAUUAUAUUCUAUGGACGUGGCUCGAAAAAAUGACAAAAUAAGGUUUUUUU
Messenger RNA from Daphnia pulicaria, 1159 nucleotides. RefSeq lists its product as uncharacterized. The coding region runs from base 194 to 865 and encodes 223 amino acids. The record is from RefSeq and is a predicted model, not a curated record. Lineage: Eukaryota; Metazoa; Arthropoda; Branchiopoda; Diplostraca; Daphniidae. The transcript is spliced from 5 exons.